GGAACUGUCUCUACAAGAUCUGGCCGGCAUUAGACGGUUCAAAAAUACUAAUAUUAAAAAACAACAGUAGUAGUUGUUUUGCUUUUAAAAUUAAGCUAGGGGCAAAUUAUUAUAAAAAAGGGCAACUACCGUGUUACACAUAACCAUAAAAUAUCUAUCGUUACUCUGAUUUCUUUGAUGCAUAUUGUUACUGACUAACGCUCAAUCAAUCCAGCAAGAUACAAUACUUCGAGUCAGGCAGGGCUGAUUGCCAUGCCGGUGAAGCUCCAAGGCAUGUAUGGCCAUGCUGGCACCCCCUGCUCCUCCAGCCGCUCCAGUGGCAGUGACAGCAGCAUCAAGGAGCUGCUUGGGGCCCUGUGCAACACCUGUCUGUCUGGGGUGUCAUGGAAGCGGAGGGCACUGGGUGCAGUCUCGCGAGAGCGAGCAUGCAGAGUUUUGCAAAACCGUGCUUAUCUCACCCUCCUGGCUAAGAUCUUCCAGCGGGGAACUGCAGAAAGCUCCCCCAAACCCAGCCUUGUCACCACUAUACCUCCCAGAAACAAGGUGCUCAUGAUCUCCUUCAACCUGCGGCUGUCUGGCUGUGCAGAUAAGGCUGACAGGCUGGAGCAGCUGCUGGGGGAGCUGCCGAAGGGGCCAACCUCUGGUGUUGGGGAGCUGGAUUCUGUGCUUGAGCUUCUCGUCCAGCUGGCCGGCUCAGUACCCCCGCCUCCCCCCUCUUUCAGCUGGGACUAUAUGAACAGGGAGUUGCCAGUGCAGAGACACCCCCAGCUCACGGGCUACCAGAGCCAAGAGCUGUGGAGGCAGGAAGCCAGGGUUUGGUCCCUCAUUUGCAGGGAAGAGUGGUGGGCACUGGGGGCUUGUAAGGGGACUCUGGGGGUGAUAGAUGCUCCACCAGGGACAGGACUGUUGACACUGGGGUGGAGGGAUGAGUUGGAAGAGCGUUUUGAGAGAGAAACACGUCUGUCGCUGUUUGGAGCCCUUCAGCACACUCGCACCUCAGACCUGGACAUAAGACUGGACUUGCCCCCGGUUCCCAGCAACAUCGAGAUCACUGGCCUGGCGAUACGGGUUCCCCCUUAUUUGGAUCAGUCUGAAGACGAGGGCUUCCAAUCAGCUUCCAACUUGACACCAGACUCGCAGUCCGAGCCGAGCCCAGGUCCGGAGAUCGAUAUCUGGGAGACUUUGCGAAACUACAAGUCUGGCCGACGACGCUGCUGGGAGACUAUUGGCUGUCCUCCUGGGAGAAAGGAAGUGCCGUACCUCACUGAGGCAGGCAGGGAGGCAUUUGACCAUCUAUAUAGGCUGUGGGAGGACCAGGUGAGAGCACUGAGCUCCAUCAUAACCAUGGCUGUGCUACCCUUACCCCUCCUCAGCCAGACUCAGCUGGUGGCCGAUCUGCUUAACAUGCUCAUCGGGGUAGCAUCUGGCACCUUCCCUCUGAACCCGGUCAGCGUGCAGUUCGAGGUGCGCCCCGGCGUGUGCAUUUCGGGCACGACACCUGAAAGCAUAACACUUCUCCUGGGGGAGCUCGCUCAGUAUGGCACCCACUACCUCAGGCUGUGCCACUUCUCCUUGCAGAGUGCCCACAAACGAGGCCUGGUCUUUCAGGCUUUUGCAGGCAGCCUGCGGCGGUACCUUCACUACUACAGAGCAUGUGUGCUUUGCACCCCCCCCACUCUCAGCCUACUCACCAUCGCCUUCCUCUUCCGGAAGCUGGGUAGGCAGCUCAGGUACCUGUCUGAGCUUUGCUGUGUGGAUGGGAGCAUGGCCGCUGGCCAGAACAUUUUCCCUGCGGGUGUGAAACUCUUGUCCUACCUGUACAAUGAGGCCCAGAGUAACUGCAGCAAUGAGAACUACCCUAUUCUGCUCUCCCUGCUGAAGAGCAGCUGUGAGCCUUACACAAGGUUUGUGUCUGACUGGGUGUACAGUGGGGUGUUCCGGGAUGUUUACGGAGAGUUCAUGAUCCAGGUCAAUGAUGACUACCUCAGCUUUCGAGACAAGAACUUCUGGGUGCAGGGGUACACCCUGAUCUCUCAGAAUGUUGAAGAAUGUGUUCCGGUCUUUCUGCGUCACAUUGCCAAUGAUGUGUACGUCUGUGGGAAAACCAUCAAUUUGCUGAAGAUAUGCUGCCCCCAGCAUUAUAUCUGCUGGUCCGAGCUGCCUUUGCCCCGGAUUGCUGUCACCUUCUCCUUGCAAGAAGUGGAGGAGAUUGAGCGUGACUGUGCUGUGUAUCGAGGCCGCAUGGAAAGGAUUGCCAAGCAGAGUGCCCUCAGCAGGGAGGAGAUGACCCUGCAUGCAGAGCAGGCUCGACAGGAGCUGAUUGUGCAGGUCAGAGAGUCUACAGCCAAGACUCUGGAGAACAUUCGAGGCCGCCAGCUGUCUCAGCAUCUGGCGGCAGAAGCCAAGAAGAGGGAGCUUUUCGAGGAGCUGAAGGAGCACCUGGAGCAUGACCAGGAGGUGAGAGUGUGACACAGAUGCUUUUCGCCUGUGAACAAUCUUGAGGACUGUUACAAUCCCAGGUCUAGGUCUAGGAUUAACAUUGUUAUUAUUUUGGGUUAGGACCAAAAACACCACAGACACCAAAACAUAAGAUAAAAUAGAAAGUUAUGCUUUUAUUAACGCGUGUGGCAAGUAAAGUGACGAAUGACAAUACCUAAACGGCGGGAGGCUAUAGGCGGCGUCAAAGAAAAGAAAUAAACAAAAGGGUCUAAAUAACCUACCUAUCCAUUUAAUCUCCAAAGGAGAACUACUCAGUCCUAACCAAAAGUACAUAGGUUACACCUGCCCCUAAACUGGUGUGACUAGACAUUCAGUAUUUCUACGUGUGGUAAAUGUACAUGCGCGCACAUUAUAAACUGAGCCCCACAGCCUUAGGAGUCAGGUACCGGUAUCUUGGCUACUACAAUGAGCAAUUUGUCGUUUAGGAUAAGUCCUCGCACUUAAGCCAUCACGGUGUAAACGUGCACCAACAUCAAGCACAAAGGCAUCUACACUAGG
Molecule: messenger RNA, 2997 nt
Organism: Paramormyrops kingsleyae
Lineage: Eukaryota; Metazoa; Chordata; Actinopteri; Osteoglossiformes; Mormyridae
Source: RefSeq, a predicted model, not a curated record